Molecule: messenger RNA, 987 nt
Organism: Pseudozyma flocculosa PF-1
Lineage: Eukaryota; Fungi; Basidiomycota; Ustilaginomycetes; Ustilaginales; Ustilaginaceae
Exons: 3
Coding region: 1-987 (328 amino acids)
Biological process (GO): purine nucleobase catabolic process; urate catabolic process
Cellular component (GO): peroxisome
Molecular function (GO): urate oxidase activity
Source: RefSeq, a predicted model, not a curated record
AUGUCCAGCAAGGUCGCCUCCUCGUCCAACGUCCGCCUGGCCGAGGCCUCGUACGGCAAGGACCUCGUCCGCAUCCUCCGCGUCGUCCGCGACGCCAGCGACCGCUCUUCGCACCGCAUCGUCGAGUACACGGCGCGCUGCCUCCUCUCGGGCGCAUCCCUCACCCCGUCCUAUACCCAGGCCGACAACUCGCCCGUCGUCGCCACCGAUACGGUCAAAAACACGCUCAACUACCUGGCCAAGGUGCUGCCGGCCGACGACGUCCUCUGCCCGGAGAGGUACGCCCUCAACGUGGCCAACCACUUCCUCUCGACCUACGCCCACAUCGAGGGCGUCGAGGUCGACCUGAUCCAGCACAAGUGGACGCGCAUCGUGCUCGACGCCAAGGACGGCGGCGCACACAAGCACAGCUUUGUCCGCGACGGCGACGAGAAGAGGACUGUCCGCGCCGUCGCCAGGCGCGUAGGCGGCGAGGCCCGCGUCACUGAGCUCGCCGGCGGCCUCAAGGGCCUCCUCGUGCUCAAGAGCAGCGGCAGUGCCUUUUACGGCUUCCACCGGGACCAGUACACGACGCUCAAGGAGGUCAACGACCGCAUCUUUAGCACCGAGGUCGAGGCCAUCUACUCGAUCGCGCUCCCCAACAAGCCCCUUCCCGCCAUCCUCGCGGCCAAGUCGGAGCUGCCCGCCUUUUGCGACCUCGCGGCGUCGGUCAAGGCGCACACGAUCCGCAUCUUUGCGCUCGACAACUCGGCCAGCGUCCAGGCGACCAUGUACCGCAUGUCGGAGGCCAUCCUCAACGACGCGGGCAACGGCGCCAUUACCGACGUCGCCUACGCGCUGCCCAACAAGCACUACAUCCCCAUCGACCUCGGCUUCAAGGGCCUCAGCAACCUCGACGAGAAGGACGCCGAAGUCUUCCUGCCUUCGCAACAUCCGAGCGGUCUCAUCAAGGCCAAGGUCGUCCGUACCGCCGCCUCGAAGCUCUGA